This is a messenger RNA of Varroa destructor (honeybee mite), 6868 nucleotides long. RefSeq lists its product as uncharacterized. The record is from RefSeq and is a predicted model, not a curated record. NCBI's taxonomy places the organism in Eukaryota, Metazoa, Arthropoda, Arachnida, Mesostigmata, Varroidae.
GGGCUAUUUCUCUAAUAAAUUAUUCCACAAAUGGCUAUUAAUUGUUUCCUAACUAAGUGCUUUCGCAGCUGAUGGGCAGUUUUUCGUUAUAUAUCAGGCUUAUAUUUAAGUAAUUUUCCGAUUUCUACAAGUGCGGAUAUAAGGUCAGUUCGAAUUCGCCGUACGCAGAAGUGCACAUAAUUAAAUAACCCGUAAGAGAGAUAUUUCUCAUUGUCUUAAAACCUCAGUGAAUUCAACCUCACUCUAGUCUCUGAAGCCUCCUCAAUCUAUCUCUGUCAUAUAAGACUGCAUUUGAGAUGAAGCUCAAUUCCUUCAUCUGAACUCAUUCUCAAAACCUGUACGACUACUUACUGUUUGUUUUGAACUACACUACACAUUAAAUCUCCUUCUGUUUAUGAUGGAUAGGAUCGUUGUGAGCUUACUUAGCCUCUUCAGGCUUCAAUAAAUCUAAUCUCAUUUUUCAAAUGGAACUUCAUUCGCCAGGCAUUAUUCUGAUGAGGUUCAACUAUUCGACGAGUGUUUAUCACGGGGAAGCAUGUACACGUUGCAAGGUUUCAACAUCAUCCCAAGCACAUUGCAACAACUUAACAAAAUCCUGAAAAAGUUUGGAAUUAACGCGUUCGACACUACUGCCAACGGUAUCAUCUUCGUAUCUGAUACUUCAGGUACGGAUGCAACCACGCCGGUCGAUGGAAACGGGACCGGCGUAUCCUGCUUGUCAAAUCAAAAUGUGCGCCUUGUCUACUGGCGAAGCAAAUCCGCCGUUGUUAUUCUGUGUAACCUAUCUGAGGGGCCAGGCAGUCGAGAACUGAACGAUUGUAGGUUCUCGGACGAUCGUGAGACGCACGCGUAUGAACCCGCCACGCUAAUAAGCCCAACAGCCAUGGUAUGCGAGGAAUGAACAGGAGAGCCGACGAACUCCACCAAGCAAUUGGUUGACUGAAGAGAAAUCCAACUUGGCGAAGAUCGUUAGACUUCGCAUCGCAUUCUAGCCACUUUAUACUUGGUCACAUUACAAACAGCAGCGACUCACGGGAAUCAUCUGGGGCUACUGCUGAACGGUCAACAUCGACUAACAGAAAUCGAACGCACAACCUUUAUUUGUUCAUCAUUGAAAAAGUGAUAGCAAAGAUUCAUCCAUAGUUGCAGGUGCUUUGCGAACCAGAAACAGUAAUUCGGCCUUAUAUACACGCUGUGAGCUCGAAAAUUGAUGUUUUCAAAUUAUGUAUCAGUGUGCAUAUAUAUAUAUACAUUCAUAUAUAAAGUCGCAACUGUUAAUCGCGCCGAUUUCGCUAGAGACGUCUUGAAAGCGAAGCAUCGCAAUGGUACCCUGCCCAUGCACCUUUUUCGAUGGACGACUCUUAUAAGAGCCUCUAAACUUGCGUUGUGGUGCGGCAGCAAUCUGUGAAUCACCGCGAUAGCUACUGCAUACCACUAGGUGGUUUGCUUACUUGUGUAGACCUAUUCUGAGCCUCUAUCUGGCGUAGCUAGAGACGCUAAUCUAUGCAUCUAGUUGGGACUACCGUCAAGUUCCUUCUUUUUUUGCUGUAGCGGCUACCACAGUAGAGGCAGCUGUACUUCGGGGUCACUGUUGCGGUCACAUUAUCGCUAUCCUGUAGUUAUCCCCUCUCCACAUCCUUUCCAUUCGAGGGUAGGUCGCGAAUAGGCUGGCUCACCCCCGAGACCGGGAGAGGAGGAGACAUUAGGGUGGAGUAAAAAAUAACGUAUGACCCGGCGAGGGGUUCAGCGAGUUUCGAAACUCAGUCAGGUGUUCGAUAGUCAUGAACGGAGGCAGUCUGUUGAGACCAACUCAACGACGACCACUAGAUUUAGUACUGCGAUAACAGCGUGGUUUUGCCUGUCUGCUUUCUGUCGUCCUCUUCCCCUCGAGCGAUCUUGCUACAUUCGGUGUUGCUCGCGCUGAUGCCGGGGUAGCCGAAGUUGCUAACGCAGUAGAAGUGGCAGUUCAACCAAAGGUCGCAAGCGGAAGCUUCGCUGUUUGCCAAAGUAGACCAGACCCAGUUUUACAGAAGGCGCUAUCGGCAGAUCCCAAGCCUAAGUGUUUUCUGCUAUGGGUGGCAGGCGCUGGUCGACCUAUGAUUCUGUCUGGCUGUGUUAGGUUCUUCAUGUUGAGCAUCUUGACGUUUAACCCGCACGUGUUAGACAGACCUAUUAGUUUACUGGCCCUACGACAGGCAACGACCAUUCUACAUCUGCUCGCUUCUUACUUUUUCGUAUUCUCAUCUUCAUUCUCGACGACGAUCGGUGGUAUCCGGGGCACUUUUAUGUGAGUGGUUUUUGCCAUUGUACCCGCCGACUAUCAUUGCUCCCGUUGCUGGCAGUUGUCGAGCGUCAACUCGAGCAGCCUAGCAUUGUUAUCACUUUAUUUCUGACAAUUCUCCUACAGGCCGUAGAUUCACGACCCAAGGACUAACUUAGCCGUAAGAAAACUCACCAGUCAUACCUGAGGCCUGGUUGAUUCGCUCUAUUCAAGAUGUGUAUGCGACUGGAACUGUUGACUGUACAAUAAGAACAGCAGGACAAAGUGUAAAAAAGACGAAUUUGUGAUCGUCAAUGUGUGAACCAGUGUGUUUUGUGCACGUAUGCGUGCGCAUUCUAAACGCCUAUGUCCGAAAAUCUGGUAUUCUCGCUGUCCGAGAGAUGUUUAGAAAAAAAGUCAUCGCACGGAGAAAUAGUGAGCCGGGCAGUCGGUGUCACCACGAUCAACAAAACCAGUGCUAAAGAAACAUUGCGAUCACUUUAAUCUGACUCUGCACGCGGCCCAAGAGUCUAUCGGCGAGCGGAUAUCGAAUGCUGGUUGUUCAUAGAGAUCAAUGUAAUUAACCAAAACGUGAACUCACUGUUUUACCGACCGCUCGCUCAUGUAUUUCUUGAGGAGAAAACAGCCGACCGUUGUUGAUUGGGUUCUCCCGUUCUUGUGGACUAGAAUUAAUACGACUUCUCUUUCACCCUGCCCAUUGCACACAGUUGCAGUCAAUAUUAUCACUGUUACAACUGGCGCUAUUUCUUUCUAGCGGUGAAUAGUCACGCCUGCAGACCUAUUAUGCAUUCACGAAUCACUAGUAAUACUGGGAAGUCCAGCACUAUUUCACAAAACAAAUAAGAAAAGAGCCUCUUUCCUUUGUCUUUAGCUGUAACACUCUAGGACCUACGGUAGCACUCGGAAUUUGGCCAACGCCAAAAAAACAAGUGGGCGCUGCCCUAUUAGCUCGAUCAUAAUACGUCAUUGGAAACCCAGCAGUCUGAAUCACUUUCGGCUUGUUAAGUGGGCUACCGAUACGCGAUGUGGCCGUGAACGAAAACUGAACGCCAAUGUUGGAGACGUACCCUCGACGAGGCAAAACGUGCGCUAGGCGCUAAACGACCCGAGCGUUUAGUACCAUGAAUAAAAACAGGUGUGGCAAUUGUAGUUUGAAUGGUUCUCGAUAGUUAACGGUAACGGCAGAUUAGCUUGAUUGGCUGAAGCAAAAACGACGCGUGAAUUGGAAAGAAAAACACGCCCUGAAGGACUUUUCUGCGCUCCUCUAUGAAUACCUAGGAUACCGCUGUGAACGUCGCCAAUUUAGGAAUGACAAAUAGUGAUUCUGUUUAUAAUUACCUUUAUGAACAAUCGGAUAAAUCAUAAAUAUUGGUCAACGAAAGUAUUUUAUGCGGAUACAAUGCGCGAAUCGAGAAACUUUUAUGCUGGACGAUACACUAGUAGACCCAGAGUAGGCGGGAUGUCCUCCGACGAUUCCGCUGGUGGCUGUGGGAACUCUUCAUCGUCCUCAUCCCUAUCUGACGGUGAAGUGCUACCGCUUCCCACACCUCCGGUGCCUGACAACUCAGACACUACAGGCCUUCGAAGGCAGCAGCUUGACGCAGGAACUGACCCAGGCCAACACCAUCAUCACGAUCAUUUGCAACAGGCUUUACAGGCAGCGGUUAGUCACUCACCUGUGGUAAAUGGUGGGUCAAUACCACCCCUUGGUAUGGAGUCGCAAGCAGCGUUUAUGAGAAGGUCAUUCCACAAGAAUCCCAGAUUACCUGGCACCUAUCGUCUAUCGAAACUUAAUGGUUGCUCAAGGAGCUCGUACGCGGAUUCGGAAUCGGAGAAUGAUCUUCCCGAUAACGCGCUGUGUCGCAAGCUUGAUAAAAUGAGUUUCGGCAGAGGCUCAUCCACUCGGCAAAGUUUGACAUCGAUGCGAUCGUUGCCGGCGAAAACCCAGGAGAUCUUAAUGACACCCGCAGCAUAUAGCGCUAAACACGAAAGGCGGCGCGCCUUUAUUCCGAUUUCCACAAAGAUGGCCUCAAGAGUGAUCUCGAACGCCACUGGAGAUCUUGAUACAUCGCACGUCGAUUGCCGAGACUUCACUACACAUCUCGGCAUUUCGCGAACAUUGACGAUUGGCUCACAACGACAGCACGGCUCCACGCCUGCGCUGCACCAUAAGCAGCGCAUCCUGGAGGAGGUCGAGUGUCCGUCCACCAUGGAUGAGCCGCUAACGACACCAGGCAUAAUACCAGUAUCAUUCGUGACCUUCAAACCCCCGUAUGGCCGCAACAGUAUAUGCAGUUCGGACGAUUGCAGCACAAGUGAAGGGAGCAGCUCACCGCACAGCACCGUACGACGUGUAGGCCCGACUGGGACAACCUCAUCAAGUCCGGAUCUGCUCAAAUCAUCUUUUCACUGGCUCAAGGACAAUCCCGCUUGCCGGUUCUCAAUGUCGAGCCAAAGUUCAUGGUUCUCCGAUGAUGAACUAUACUCGAUGCGUAGCACCAGCAAAUAGCGCGAAAAAGCAGAUUGAGCACGAAACACUAAUGUUGAUUAUGGUGACCAUGCACGCGCACAACGAAUCGUUCGAUUGUGGUCAAUUCGUGUCGAAGAAUCUACGAAGCGACAGGGAACAUAAUUAUGCCACGAAAGCAAGAGCAACAAAGAGAACAUAGAAUCGUAUUAGGAGGAUAUAUUAGUAGCAGUAUCACUUCAGAAGCUCGGCAGAAAGGCGGAUAAAUUAAACAGCUUCCGACUGGCGACAUGUAUAACAAGUAUCGUUGCACUGGAGCACGCUUUAGAGGCAGAUCUAAGAGCAAAUGUACAGUAUAAAAGGGGCUAAGAUGGGGAGAGGGGUUCUGAUUAGCACUGAUAAAAAGGAUUCGUAUAUCAUUAGUGCAGUUAGUGCAUACGAAAAAAACAAUGAUGGCAAAGAAAUGACGCAAAAGAGAACAGCGAAUAUAAAUAAGAGACAAGGAAAAAUGGUGGGACAAUGUUCGUGCUAUGGUUCGUCUCAGAAUCUCUUGACAAAGGAAGCGGAGUGGUGGAACAGGGAAAAAAGUGGAUGAUUGAAAGCAUCUACCAUAUUAUUAUUCAAACUUUGGUGCUUAUUACGCUAGGACAAACGUGCGCCUUGCCAAACUCCUAUCGCCGCCAGAUAGAUUAUAUAAAAAGAAACAUAUACAUAUAAAGAAAUAUAAAAAGAGGAUAAUAUUAAUUUAUUCAAAGAAAACUAAUAAUAAAAAGAGGAAUCGAAUUAAGAUAGUAAUAAAAUGCAAAGCACUGAUGCGCUAGCGAUCCCAGAAAAUGUAGCGGAAAGAUGUACCAGUAGUUUCUACUAGUCUGUUUAAGAAUUACGCUGAAAGGUAUUCGCGUUCCAAACGCCACCCUGUGCAUCCGGAGCUGCAACUAAGAUAAAUGGCUAUGCGAGCAUGACGCAUUAACUGAACUCUAAGCACAAAGUUUCAGGGUGUUUAGCAUACUUCGCAAAAAUUCGUUAAUUUGUGUGCAACUUUGAUUUGAAAUCUUUAGAGUAGAAAAGACCAGAUUUUUAGAAAGCCGCCAUAUGCUGUAAAGAGAUUUACAGAGCCCAAGCUAAAUGAAACAACAUAAUAAUUUAAAGGAUAACAAAAAACUGAUACUUCUGCUCUACGAAAGUAAUGAAUGGAUCCUAAAACGCCGAGAACUCCCAACGAGGAGACCACUCCUGUGGGAGACUGCUGCGCAUAUUUAAUCUGGCAACUGGGUCAUGUCAUGUUCACACGACUUACUGGAGGUGCCUGGAGUUGCUGAUAAGGCUGAUCUGAUGAUAAGAGACGCGCCGCAUCUGGCAAAAUGGGUGGACUACCGAAGCUGUCAAUUGUCUCCUAUGUAAAUAUAAUAAUUGACGCGCUUCAAAAGAUAGGAUAGUCCGUAUCGUUCCUAUUGCGCAGAGUAUCCAAGGUCAUAUACAGUUGGCUCCGCAAAAAAAUCAAAAUCCAUUCACUUCCUUGAUCUAUUGAUAGUCUAGCGAUCAGCCGAUGUCUCAAGAGUGUUUUUGGUAGCUGACAGCUUUGACCUCACUCAUGUCCAAAAUAAUUGUUUCCAAUUGCUCGUCUGCGGAAAUUGACCAUGUGUAUUAUCUACUAUUUAAUUUAUUUGUUAAUUAGCUAAUAUCUCACGCGUGUAAUAUAUUGUUACAAGAAUAGAUUUACAAUAGGAUACGAAUUAUUCCAAAGUUACAUAUGAAAUAAUUAAAUUAUCACACGUAAUUGACAUCGGUUAUCGUGGACAUGCGUUAGCUAGUGCUGUAUGUAGUGUUAUCUUCUCGCUGACCACCGUUACCCUUCGGGUAGCGAGCGCGAUUCAUGCAAUUUUUGAUGAUGAAACUAAUAACGCGAUGAAGGAACACCUGUGUGUGUGCAAAGAAAUAUUUCCAAUUAUUAUAUUUACCCAUAAAGCAUUGCUGCAGCAGGUUUCUUUUCAUCUCGCCCUGUGAACUUUCUCAUCGGUUGUCUGGUUCAACUUGGAUAAAAUAGUCAAAGUUCGCUGAGGUUCCCAUAGAUACAAUUAUCAUGUACAUAGUAGUACCACGUGGUGUGGACUGUAUAUGUA